AUGCCGCAGCCGCUGACGUCACGGGGCUCAGCCAAUGGGCGCGGGCUGUGGCGGGGUGGGGCGGGGGCGGCCCCGGCGGGGACCGGGGCUGCUCCGGGGGGUCCCGGGCCCCCCGCUCUCCUCAUGCAGGGCAUGGGGAGCCUCCGGCUGGGCAGCCGAGCCGUCAUGUACACGGCGGAGACCCUCCCCAAGGGCAAGAACCGCGUCAUGGGGACUAUCCAGAUUAUGACGGGAUUCCUGCACAUCGGCUUCGGGAUCGUCCUGACCACGCUCACCAAUGUCUACACCUCUGUCUUCGUCAUCGGAGAGAUCCCCUUCCUGGGUGGCGUGUCGUUCAUCAUCUCCGGGUGCCUCUCCAUCGGCGCCGAGAAGAGCCCCACGGAAUGCGCGGUGAAGGGCAGCCAGACCAUGAACGUCAUCAGUGCCAUCUUUGCACUCCUGGGAAUCGUGGCCUUCAUCGUGGACCUGAACCUCAACGGGCUCUACCGCUCCAGCUACUACACUGACCUCGUCCUGCUCGCAGGGAAUGGGAUUUCCAUCGUGCUGCUCACCUUCACCAUCCUGGAAUUCUGCAUCGCCGUGGCCACCGCCAAUUUCUGGUGCCGGGCCACCCGCCUCAGCUCCAACGAGGCCAUGCUGAUUGUCCCCAGUGCCACCCGCGUGGAUCUGGCCGUGCCACCGGCGGAGCUGCCUCAGCCUCCCAGCUACAGCGAGCUGGCUGCUCCCGAAGUCUGACACUGAGGAUGUCGGUAUGGGAUCCUGCCUCCAUUGCUCCUAAAUCCCAGGGCUAUGGCAUCCUUCUCCCACUGUGCUGCCAGCUGGGAUGUGCUGGUCCUCCCCCAAAAGCCAGGGACACCCCCAAAUUCCCUGCCUCUGUGCCCUUGUCUGAGGGGCUCCACUUGCUGGCUGCUGUGGGAAGGGGCUUCUCCAGGGCGGAAUCUUGGGCAAUUCCUGCCUGUAAAUCCCUGGUGGGAUGCUGGGGUUCGCUCAUGUUUGGGUUCAGGAAUUCCUGGCGGUCUGGUGGUUUGGAGUGACCCCGAUGUGUGCCGGGAACCGGGCGGGUCACUGGAGCAUCUACCUCGGCUCGUCCCCUCUUGGCUUCAUUUUAUCUUGGGAAUAAACGCUCUCUCCGGG
Messenger RNA from Oenanthe melanoleuca, 1134 nucleotides. RefSeq names its product membrane-spanning 4-domains subfamily A member 12-like. Gene Ontology annotation, cellular component: plasma membrane. The record is from RefSeq and is a predicted model, not a curated record. Lineage: Eukaryota; Metazoa; Chordata; Aves; Passeriformes; Muscicapidae. Gene Ontology annotation, biological process: cell surface receptor signaling pathway.